AUGUCUCCACAGGUGGUCCGGGUCCAGCCAGAGAGCAAGCUUCAGAAUGGAGGUGAAUGGAGUACUGGCCUGUGUGAGUGCCAUAAAGACGUGGGAGACUGCUGCUUUGCCCUGUGCUGCCUCCCGGUGUUUACCUGUAAGGUGACCCGUGCCGUGGGCUCCUGUGCUUGCCUGCCCCUGCUGGAUUGUAUCAGCUGCGUCCCGCCGGCCUCUCUCGCCAUGAGGGCGUCGGUCAGGGAACGAUACGGCAUUCCGGGGAGUGUGUGGAGCGACUGCCUGUACGGAUGCUGCUGCUACCCGCUUUCUUGGCUCCAGAUCUCCAGAGAGCUGAAGAGAAGAGCCGCCUCCCACGCCUCUCACGCCUCCUCCUCCUCCUCUUCCUCGGCCAGAUACACUGCUCUGACCUCCCUGCAGGGGGCGCACUUGGUCUAG
This is a messenger RNA of Pseudoliparis swirei, 432 nucleotides long. Its product is annotated as placenta-specific gene 8 protein-like. The transcript has 3 exons. NCBI's taxonomy places the organism in Eukaryota, Metazoa, Chordata, Actinopteri, Perciformes, Liparidae. The coding region runs from base 1 to 432 and encodes 143 amino acids. The record is from RefSeq and is a predicted model, not a curated record.